UCCAGACCUGCUCCUCCUCUGCUCCUCUGCUUCAUCUGAGAGAAGGGCCCUGUACGUGUAGCCAUGACGGAGCUAGAGAGUGCCCUGAACAGCCUGGUCCAAGUGUUCCAGCAGCACUGUGCCUCAGAGGAGGAGCCCCCCAGGCUGAGAAGGAGCCAGCUCAAGGGGCUACUGCACGACCAGCUGCCCCAUCUCAUGGAGCACGCCUCAGACCAGGCCUCUCUGGACAGUCUGAUGGACAGUCUGGAUCACGACGGAGAUGCCCACUGUGACUUCAACCACUUCGUGACGCUACUCUCCUCGGUGACCGUCUGCUGCCAUGAGUUCUUUCAACACCACCACGGCCAUGACCACGGGCAUGAGCAUGACCACGGGCAUGACCACGGGCACGAGCAUGGUCAUGAGCAGGGGCAUGAGCACGGGCAUGAGCACGGUCAUGAGCACGGGCAUGAGCACGGGCAUGAGCACGGUCAUGACCACGGGCAUGACCACGGGCACGAGCAUGGGCACGAGCAUGGGCAUGAUCACGGGCAUGACCACGGGCAUGAGCAUGAUCAUGGGCAUGAUCACGGGCAUGAGCAUGGGCAUGAUCACGGGCAUGAGCAUGAGUAAGAACACAGCUAUAGAGGUCUAGCUUUAGGGUUUAGUCAGCCUUUUACGGUAUUGGCUGUGAGAACCUCCAGCAGUCUCAUUGAUUGUUUCUACUGUCAGAUACAUUUGAUAAAAUAAUGCAUUUUAGGAACAUGAAAACUGACCUUUUAACAAUUGCAUGCUGCAUGUGUGAUCUCUAAAUGACACAAAAUAGAGAGCCAUUUACCCAAAACUCUUGUAUUCCAUCAUGUGUAUAACUACACCUUAAUUAGUCUUAACAAUGCCUGAACACAGCAUUAAAAAAUAAUAAACAAAUAAUGUAUUAAGAAAAUUCAGACUUAGUAUUUAGGAGUUAGGGUUCGAAUAUUAAUUAAGUUGUUACUAAGCCUUACUAAGCAUUCUGAAUAAACUAUUUGUUCAUUAUGAAUUAAGUCUUUGUCCAUGCUUUCUUAAGGCUAAUUAAGGUGUAUUGCUAGUAAAGUGUUAGGUCCAUCUUCAGUACAUUGUUGUAAGUCCCACACAUUAGAGUGGUAAAGGGCUUAUCUCUGCAUGUUUCUCUGAAUGAGGCAAAUAGUUUGAAGCAAAUAAAAAUAGUUUAAAAA
Periophthalmus magnuspinnatus is the source of this 1193-nucleotide messenger RNA. RefSeq names its product S100 calcium binding protein, beta (neural) (gene s100b). The coding region runs from base 64 to 612 and encodes 182 amino acids. The transcript is spliced from 3 exons. Gene Ontology annotation, molecular function: RAGE receptor binding; S100 protein binding. Lineage: Eukaryota; Metazoa; Chordata; Actinopteri; Gobiiformes; Gobiidae. Gene Ontology annotation, cellular component: nucleus; cytoplasm. The record is from RefSeq and is a predicted model, not a curated record. Gene Ontology annotation, biological process: positive regulation of canonical NF-kappaB signal transduction; positive regulation of cell population proliferation.